AUGGAAGAAGAAAAAUGUGUGGCUGACCCUCUCAACCCUCUAACACCCUCCAACAUACACUACAUCAUUCAUCAAACCAGCCCUCCCUCCAACACCCUCCCACCAACCCUCAGAGAUCCUCCAACACCCUCCCACCAACCCUCCAACACCCUCCCACCAACCCUCAGAGAUCCUCCCAACCCUCCAGCACACCCUCCCACCAACCCUGCAACACCCUCCCACCAACCCUCCAAUCCCUCCCACCAACCCUCCAACACCCUCCUCCCACCAACCCCUCAGACACCCUCCAAUCCCUCCCACCAACCCUCAGACACCCUCCAAUCCCCUCCCAGAACCCACACCUCCCACCAGCCCUCAGACACCACCCUCCCACCAACCCACAGACACCUCCAUCCCCCCUCCCACCAGCCCUCAGACACCCCUCCCACCAACCCUCAGACACCCUCCCACUCAACCCUCCCACCAACCCUCCAACACCCUCCCACCAACCCUCCAAUACCCCUCCCACCCCUCAACCCUCAGACACCCUCCCACCAACCCUCAGACACCCUCCAAUCCCUCCCACCAACCCUCAGACACUCCUCCCCCAACCCUCCAGCCCCUCCCACCAACCCUCAGACAACCCUCCCACCAACACCUCCAACACCUCCCACCAACCCUCAGACACCCUCCAAUCCCCUCCCACCAACUCCACAGACACCCUCCCACCAACCCACAGACACCUCCCACCAUUCCCCUCCCACCAACCCUCAGACACCCUCCAACCAACCCUCAGACACCCUCCAACCAACCCUCACCUCCAACACCCUCGCACCAACCUAUCAGACACCCUCCCACCAAGCCCUCAGACACCUCUCUCAUCCCCUCCCACCAACCCUCAGACACCCUCCCACCAACCCACAGACACCCUCCAAUCCCCUCCCACCAACCCUCAGACACCCUCCAACCAACACCCUCCCACCAACCCUCAGACACCCUCUAACCAACCCUCCACUAUUUGUGUCCAUACUGACAAGGUUUCUGGAUUAA
Haliotis rubra (blacklip abalone) is the source of this 1029-nucleotide messenger RNA. Its product is annotated as extensin-like. Bases 1 to 1029 code for a protein of 342 amino acids. The transcript has a single exon. The record is from RefSeq and is a predicted model, not a curated record. NCBI's taxonomy places the organism in Eukaryota, Metazoa, Mollusca, Gastropoda, Lepetellida, Haliotidae.